GCUAUUUGCUCGCCGACGGCUGUCAAUCAACCCCGUGGUUCAACCACGCCCGAUCCUGUCCAACAUCCUUGCAUACCUCGUCGGGCGUUUUUCGGUCGCUCAUAUCAUGACAACACUCCCAACACCAACGUGACGAAUCGCCAGCUACUGCCAAUCCUCUACCAGCGUCUCAGGUGGGCCUCGUCGCACCUCCUGCCCCUCCUCCUUCCCCCGACGAGGCGUCCGACAAACGCACUGAUUCUAUGUCCUUCGACAAUGACGCCCCGACCGACUCAAUAUCGGCGCCCCCCAUGGCAGCCUCCGCCCUGAAGAGCCCGAAGACCCGGCAGUCCCUCUCAGGAGGCUUCCCACUGUCCCAGUCGGACGUCUCCUUACCCUACCGAGAACGAGAUCGAGAUCGGCGGUCACUGCAGUCGGCAUCGCUCUACGCCGCGACCUUGUCUCCUCCAGGAUCCCGCCCACAGUCGCCGUCUGGAAGUCGCCCACCCUCGGCGCGGAUAGUCUCCGGCUCAGUAUUCGGCGGUGCCCAGAACAAUGCCCUCGCCCUGACACAGGCUGCGGGAGAAAGCCCGGGCGAUCCGCUCAACCUCAUCCUCCAGGCCUUCGUGCCCAACAUCGCCGUGUACGCGUCCGAAGAUACCGAGACGUUGAUAAAGGAGAAGGGGUUCAGCGGCGGCCUGUGGGAGCUCCUUCGACCAUAUGGCGAGCGCGUGCAGGGCAAGGUCAUCAUCAGAGACAGCCACGGCGCGAGCCGCACAUACGAGGACUACUCUGUCCACUUCACGCCGCUCGGCCAGAAGAUUGAGCACCCAGAACCGACGUCGGGCGUGCUCAAGAACACCCCACCAGCAGGUGCCAACGGAACACAGCAGCCAGCACAAGGAGAUGCGGCCAAGAAGAGCCGGCAGACAAUCGAGGCCGUCGAGGCCGUCGUGGAGAGACACCUCUCGUUCGCCGAGGAUGCGUUCUUCACCAACCCCCACGCAGCGGGCGGCACCGACCACGGGCUCGAUAUCGACGUCCCAUCACCCUACUACGCGCUGUAUAUGCGGAGGCUCCUCUCCGGCCUGCCCAUCUCGCCACACGAAUCUUUCUCGCAUCCAGUCGCGUGCAUCGUCGCCAUCAGCUCGCGCACCGCGUCGCCAAUCGAGACGCUGCGGCGCCUGUACACCGACACAAGCACAGGAGACAAGCACCUGCCGAACUGGGUCGACCCGGAGUUCCUGCGCUACUAUGUGCUCGUCCACGACGAGGAGAAGGACGACAUUACCAAGUCAAUGGCCUUGUUUGACCAGAUGCGGCGGAACCUGGGCUUGAACUGCGAUAUGCUGCGCAUCCGCGGCACGCAGAGCGCCGAGACGGACGACGACAGCAUACCGCUGCCACGAGCUGAGUGGAUGUCCGCGGCGGAAGAGCUCGCGGACAUCAAGCGCAGCGAGGACGAAGAAGCGUUUGAGGAUCCGACAAAGUACAUCUUCGAGUCGGACGCGACGGCUAUACGCACGUUUGUGAGGGAGAUGGUUACCAAAUCGAUAAUACCCAACAUGGAACGGCAGGUUGCACUGUGGAACGACCAAGUGGCAUCGAAGCGCAAAGGCGUGGCUGGGAGGUUUCUGGGACUGACCAAGCGAUGGGGAUUCGGCAGCAGCUCGAGGUCAUCAGGCUCCGGAUCGAGCUCGGGCAGCAACUACGAACCUCUGGGUUUCUAUCGCCACGACACUCCGGAAGCUAUUAUGAGGAAGCUUGCGGACUACAGCUUCAUGCUGAGGGAUUGGAAGCUGGCAUAUUCGACCUACGACAUCAUCCGCGGCGACUUCAACAGCGACAAGGCCUGGCGCUAUCACGCCGCUGCCAACGAGAUGGCCGCGCUCAGCCUGCUCAUCAUGCCGCAGAACCUGUCAUCCAAGACGAGAGCUGAGGCACUGGAUUCCAUGUUCGAGGCAGCCGUCUAUUCGUACCUGACUCGCUGCACAGCACCAUACGGAGCCUUGCGGUGUCUUGUGCUGGGCAUGGAGCUGCUCCGGCUCCGCGGCGGCACCGGAGUAGACGAGGCUGCGAAGUGGGGCAUACGGCUGCUCGAGAGCAAGAUCAUGGGUCCCGUGGGCGACGCGCUGAUCAAGGAGCGUCUGGCGGUGUGCUAUGCCUCGAAGCAAGGGCUGGGCUCGCGGGCCUGGGGCUCGCGGCCACGCAAGUCGGCGCUGUGGAGCAUCCUCGGUGCGGAGGCGUGGCUCGAGCAGGCCAAGCACAUCCAGGCGCAGCGGUGCCUGAACGAGGCGCGGCUCAUGUAUUCGGAGCUCUCCGCGGAGAAUGGCAUCGACAAGUUUGCAUUUGCGAGUGGGUACAUGCUGAGCCUGGGCCAGCAGCUCAACGAGCACCUGCGCGAGUUUGACGGCGAUGACGACGACGACGGCACGGGGGCGGACAGCAGCGAGGUGAUUGACGAAGAGAGCGAGGCGCUUGAUACCAGAGGCAGGAAGGGCAGUGUGAGCAGGCCCAUGGGGACCAGCUUGGAGACGGCGCCCCUGCACCAGCAGGGUGUGCCUGCGGAGGACGAGAGGGAUCCCGGCAAGCCCGAGGACGACUUUGGUUGAGGGGCACGGGUUUAUUAUUAUAGAAGGACUUGAUGUAGACGAAAUGAUAUGCAUGCAAUACUAGCGAUUUACACGGUCGGGGAACCAGCCAUGCAUGAGCCUACUUAGACAAUGUUCC
Messenger RNA from Microdochium trichocladiopsis, 2709 nucleotides. RefSeq names its product putativeTRAPP complex protein TRS85. The transcript has a single exon. The record is from RefSeq and is a predicted model, not a curated record. Lineage: Eukaryota; Fungi; Ascomycota; Sordariomycetes; Xylariales; Microdochiaceae. Bases 243 to 2591 code for a protein of 782 amino acids. Gene Ontology annotation, biological process: endoplasmic reticulum to Golgi vesicle-mediated transport; protein localization to phagophore assembly site. Gene Ontology annotation, cellular component: phagophore assembly site; TRAPPIII protein complex; cytoplasmic vesicle.